CUCUCUCCCUCUCUCCCUCUCUCGUCCGGUCUUAUCAUGACUGCCUUUCUCCACCGGCCGGCCGAACUCUGAUAAGCGUUUCCCGCCGUAUGCCCGUCUAUCGAAUCGGUUGGGGUCUUUGACCCCAAUGAUAAGAGGUAUUGGUUUCCCACUGAAGAAUGUCCGCGGGGUCUAUCGGGUCUAUCAGUGGAGGGGAGAGGGCCGGCCAUUGAGUGAAGCAGAGUUGAUUCCAUGGUCUGCCAACCUACCUACCUACCUUUGCCUUUUGCCACAAGUGAGCGUCCGAUGCAACGUUUCCUGAGCAACAGCAAGGCCGAAAUAGAAUAUUACCCAGCGUGCGGUGUUACCGGGGAAAGCAUUUCAUUUUCUGUCUCCCUCCGCGAGCAGGAUUCAUUAAGACAAAAGCCCCCCCGUCCCAUCUCCUUGUUGGUCAUCCCCGGAGCCAUGAAGAAGACUCCCAGGCCUUGCACCACGAACCUAUCAACUCUUCGUCUGUCGUCAUCAUCAUGAGUCUCGGCGAGGUCGCCCGGUCGCUGCGGCUGCCCGACAGCGACGUGGCCGAGUCCAACGUCUGGAUCAACGACGACAUCCGGCCCAUGCCCCCGAGCCGCCGCCGCUGGACGACGUCGACCUUUAUCUCCUUUUGGUUGACGAACCAAGUGGCCAUCUCCAACUGGCAGCUGGGCGCUUCUCUCGUGGCGGUCGGCCUCUCGGUCUGGCAGAGCGUCAUCGCCAUCAUCAUCGGCAAGAUCAUCAUCGCCCUCGUUGCCAUCGCCAACGGCAUGGUCGGCGCCGAGUGGCACAUUGGCUUCCCCGUCGUCUCCCGUUACAUCUGGGGCGUCUACGGACAGUACCUCAUCCUGAUCCAGAGGAUCUUCCUCAGCCUGGUCUGGUUCGCCGUGCAAUCGUGGACCGGUGGCUUGACGGUGGUCAACUGUCUGUCCGCCAUCUUCCCGUCCUUCGAGUCUCUGGGCAACGUCUUCCCCGAGUCUUCCCACCUGACGACAAAAGACUUCAUCGGCUGGAUCAUCUUCAACAUCCUCCUCAUCCCCAUCCUCUACAUCAGACCGGAACGCAUCCAGAAGGUGCUCCUCGCCUUCAACAUCAUCUCCUCCGUCACCCUCAUCUCCAUCAUGAUCUGGGCCCUCGCCACCGCAGGCGAACCCGGCUCGCUCGUCCGGCAGGGGUCCAAGUCCAUGUCCUCCAGCGAGCUCGGCUGGCAGAUCGUCCACGGCAUCACCACCGUCAUCGGCAGCAUCGCCGUCGGCCUCACCAACCAGCCCGACUACUGCCGCUUCGCCCGCCGUCCCGGCGACCAGAUCUUCGGCCAGUGGUUCAGCAUCAUCUUCUUCGGCGCCGUCUUCCCGACCUUUGGCUGCCUCGCCGCUUCCGCCACCGGCGUCAUCUACGGCCAGCCCAUCUGGAACCCGCCCCUGAUCGUCCAGGCCUGGCUCGAUACCGACUACAACGCCAAGAGCCGCGCCGGCGCCUUCUUCGCCGGCCUCGGCCUCCUCUGCAUCCAGCUCAGCAUCAACUCGAUCGACAACGCCUUCUCCGCCGGCAUGGACCUCGCCGGCCUGUUCUGCCGCUACGUCAACAUCCGCCGCGGCGCCUACGUCGGCCUCGUGCUGAGCAUCGCCCUCUGCCCGUGGGAGCUCCUCUCGUCCGCCAGCGUCUUCAUCAGCGUCCUGUCGGCCUACAGCGUCUUCUUGGGCCCCGUCAUCGGCAUCCAGAUCUGCGACUACUUCGUCAUCCGCCGCCGCAGGAUCAAGCUGUCCGACCUGUACCACCCGCGACCCGACGGCUCGUUCUACUACUGGAGGGGCUUCAACCCGCGCGCCUUCGUCGCCUGGGUCUGCGGCUUCGCGACGCAGCUUCCCGGGUUCGCGGCGAGCGUCACGCCCGACAGCGUCAAGGUCGGCGCGGCGUGGAUCAACCUGUACUACCUCGCCUUUCCUCUCGGCUUCGCCAUCUCGUUCCUGCUGCACCUGGGUCUCAACACGGUCUGGCCGCCCCAAGAGGCCGGUGCGGUUGACGAGGUGGACUACUAUGCGACCUUUACCAAUACCGAGGCGAGAAAGUUGGGGGUCCUGCCGCUGGGGUCGGAGAUUAUUGAGGGCCCGCAAAAGGGGAUUGAUACGAGGACCGCUGAGAAAGGUCCUCGGAUAUGGCUCAGGUCCCUGUUGAAAUGAGUGUUUGUAGGGUUCGGUCUUAGAUACUGAGCCAUCUUUGUUGCUUCAACGUUGCGUUGCCAAUUUUAUGUAUCUUGAUACCAUUGAGGUAGCAUAACUUAUUGGGACAUGCUGAAUUAGUCUUGCCUGUACUAGAGGUGAGGCCGAGUUCAAGCUCAAGGCCCUCUCUUUGCUGCCAUGAAGUUUCAAGAUAAUGUUGUGCACUUGCUAAAGCCCUG
Molecule: messenger RNA, 2410 nt
Organism: Colletotrichum destructivum
Lineage: Eukaryota; Fungi; Ascomycota; Sordariomycetes; Glomerellales; Glomerellaceae
Product: Putative purine-cytosine permease, uracil/uridine/allantoin permease
Exons: 3
Coding region: 507-2192 (561 amino acids)
Biological process (GO): nucleobase transport; transmembrane transport
Cellular component (GO): plasma membrane
Molecular function (GO): nucleobase transmembrane transporter activity
Source: RefSeq, a predicted model, not a curated record